AUGUUGUUCCUAGCAACAGCUUUUUUUUUUCCCUACGAAAUGUCAACCACCACUAAAUCUGCUAUACUAGAAAGACUAGAGAGGUUAAAGGAGGAAAGGAGGGAGGCACAGAAGGCAAACAAGCAAGAGGCGUUACGAGAUGCAAAGAAAGGACUAGCUGGGAAGAACGAAAGCGAUGAGCCAACAUCCCAUUUAGACUACACUAUAGAGGAGACUGAAAAGUGGGAUCUUAAACAGAGCCAGCGAAAAGGUCGUCGAGAUGGGACGGCGAAUAUGGAUGAUCUAGCAGAGCUGACGUAUUAUAAGGAUAUCCAAGGAUUGAAAAUCGAUAAAGAAGGUUAUGAAAAGCAAAAGGGUGGUACACCAGAUGCCAAGACCGAGCUUGUCAACAUCCUUGCCGCUAACAACGAACGAAAAACAAAGAGAAAACGUAAAGAUGCAGAUGUCGAUAGUUUUAUUAAUGAAAAGAAUAGGCAGUUUAAUAUGAAAUUAAAUAGACAGAGCAAAUGA
Molecule: messenger RNA, 510 nt
Organism: Candida dubliniensis CD36
Lineage: Eukaryota; Fungi; Ascomycota; Pichiomycetes; Serinales; Debaryomycetaceae
Exons: 1
Coding region: 1-510 (169 amino acids)
Source: RefSeq, a predicted model, not a curated record